AUGGACUCUUUCCUCCCUGAGUUAAUCAUCAGUGUCUUGUGUUGUGCAGAUGACGUGGAGCGGCUGAUUGGUCUCCUGUUGAGAGAGACCGGAGACCGACUGAACGAGAAGGAGCUGAAAGAUCUCUCGUUGGCCAAAGAGCUUUUCUGGAACUACGCUUUCUUCAAGCGGAUAAUCACGACCCUCCUCACGAGGAUGGGCAUGAGGACCUCGGACCCAGACUCUCCGGGUCCGCACGCCUCGCCCAAGACCCAGAUCGCUGUGGCCUGUGAGGCCACCAGUCGUCUGUCAGCGAUGGACACGCAGCCCAUGAACCGGCUGCUCGGCUACGGCUCCAGAUAUCUGAAGGAAUAUUACUCGUCCUGGGCACAAGAGCACGGAGGAUACGACGCAGCGCUUGAGAGCGACGAGGAGGUGGAUGAUGAUGUCCAGUGAAAACCUGCCGUGCUGGACCUCCAGGGGGCGCUAACACCAAAGGCUCAGUCAGUUUACAGAAGUUGAUCCUUUGUGUCAUCGUGUUCAAAAUGUUCUCAGGGAACAAAACUUCAUUUUCUGUUCUGCUAAAUCCGUUCACGUGUGAAUGACGACGCAUCGACAUCAGGAGAUGUGAGAUAAAUUAUUUUCACUUGUGCUAAACUUCUAAAAAAAAAUCUCCAAGGUACUUUAGGCCGAGGAAGAGAAUAUUUUUUUGUACUGUGAUUCUCAUUUAGGUAGAAAUGAUUGUAACUUGUGUUUUGGGGAAAUGUCUGGUGUCUGUGGACUUUUAAUCAACAUAUAUAUGUUGAAUUAUAGUUUUUAAAAAACACUUUAUUUACACAAAUUGAGUCCCGCACGUGCACUUAGUCAUGAAUGAUAAAUAGGAAAUAUUUAGGAGACGACAUGGAUGAAGUGAGGGAUGUGUUGAUUCUGUUUAUGACUGUUUUCACUCUAUGAUUCCGCAACCUGCAAAUAUAUAUAUGUUUAUAUAUAUGUGUAUAUAUAUAUAUAUAUAUAUAUAUAUAUAUAUAUAUAUAUAUAUAUAUAUAUAUGUAUUUAAAUGAAUACAAAUAAAAUUUCACUGCAGGUGGAAUCACAGUGUACAGCACAAAGAUGAGCAAGUGAACAAGAGGGAUGUGUUGAAUCUGUCUGUUAAUUUAAAUGUCAUACAUUGAAUUUGUUAAAUGUGAAUGAAGCUGAAUGUAUUUGUGGAUUUUCUACGUGAAAAUAAAUAUGAAAAAUAUAAAAAAA
Messenger RNA from Paralichthys olivaceus (Japanese flounder), 1227 nucleotides. NCBI's taxonomy places the organism in Eukaryota, Metazoa, Chordata, Actinopteri, Pleuronectiformes, Paralichthyidae. The record is from RefSeq and is a predicted model, not a curated record.